This is a messenger RNA of Microstroma glucosiphilum, 330 nucleotides long. RefSeq lists its product as hypothetical. The transcript has 3 exons. The coding region runs from base 1 to 330 and encodes 109 amino acids. The record is from RefSeq and is a predicted model, not a curated record. Lineage: Eukaryota; Fungi; Basidiomycota; Exobasidiomycetes; Microstromatales; Microstromataceae.
AUGACAGACCCCACCCCCUCAAGCAGCAAGCUCUCCUCUCUCCCCACUCCCCCACCCCCCACUCAAAUCCAAGGCAAAGUCAAGAAGACUUCCUGGGAACGGCGCACUGCCGAGCGGGAGAGGCAUGCGGCAAUGAAGGAAAAGGAGCGGGAGAUUAAAGGUGCAAAGGAGCAGGAAGAGACGAGGAAGAGGGAGGAGAGGGUAGAGAGGAGGAGAAAGGUCGAGGAGAGGGAGAGGAUGGAGAGGAUGGCGGAAAAGAUGAGCGCAAAGCGUCUGGAGAGGAAGAAGAAGAAGAUGGGAAUCGCCAAUAAGAAGGUCUCGCAUGGAUAG